AUGCGGUCCACCAAUUCCUUCACCGUGAUCCUGUUCGUGCUUGCUUCUUUUUCAGCAGCACAUUUAGGGCUCAACAAGAGAUUUACUACACCAACCGUCGGCGAAUUUGAGCACGCCGCUACCAAGUCAUCUCUCGAAUAUGUUACCAACUCCGGAAUCUGCGAAACUACACCCGGAGUGAACCAGUACUCCGGCUAUCACAAUUAUGAUCGGAAUACGAGCAUGUGGUUUUGGUUCUUCGAGGCCCGCAAUAAGCCCAGAGAAGCUCCCCUAGCUCUCUACCUCAAUGGUGGUCCCGGGUGCUCUUCCGAGAUUGGGAUUUUUCAGGAAAACGGGCCUUGCCAUUUUAUUGGCAAUAAUACCGAGCCGACGCUUAACCCUUACUCGUGGAACGAAUAUGCCAACAUGAUAUAUAUCGAUCAGCCAUUUGGUACGGGUUCCAGCGAGGGCACCGGUAUCAAUACGACUGUCGCUGCAGCGCCUCAUGUCUGGACCUUUAUGCAAGCCUUCUUGGAAAAUUUCCCGAAAUAUGCGUCUCGGGACUUUGGCCUCUUCACCGAGUCUUAUGGCGGCCACUAUGGUCCAGAAUUUGCGGAUUAUUUCCUCAGACAAAAUGACAAAAUCCAAGAAGGGCUUAUAUCCGGCCACCAGAUCAACUUGAUCGCCUUAGGUAUCAACAAUCCUUGGAUCGACCCUACUGCUCAGUUCAAGGCUUACGCUACAUACGCCCAUGAAAACCCUUACAAGCAGCUCAUCAAUGAGAGCCUUUACGAGCACUUCCUCAACUUAUAUGAGGAGAGGUGCGUCCCUCUACUGAACAAAUGCACAGAAACAACAGGACAAAUGGAGGCUUGUGCCAAUGCCAGUCUUACGUGCAAUACGAUCAUGUAUGACGAAUUGAUCGAAGCGAGUGGCGUGGACUUUGGUGUGAACGAUCUUCGAAUCGGUAGCGAGGAUGUUGAUCCUAGUGAGACAUACGUCGAUUACCUCAAUCGACCGGAAGUUCGGCAGAAGAUUGGUGCUCGUCAAGAGUUUGAAGAGUGCAAUUUGGAAACCUUUUACAAGUUUGGCGAUACGGGAGAUGAUGCGCGCUCGUUCUCAAAUGCACUAGCAGAUGCCAUAAAUCGCAACGUUACUACACUCAUCUGGGUGGGUGAUGCUGACUGGUCUUGCAGCUGGCCAGGCGUUCUUGAAGCCGUGAGCGCCCUUAAUUGGCAUGGACGUGAGGAAUUCGCGUCUGCUGAGUCGAAGAACUUUACGGUUGACAGCAAAUUUCAUGGGACAUUCAAGUCGGUUGAUAACUUCAGCUGGCUCAAAGUAAAUAAUGCUGGGCAUUAUGUUUCGUAUUACCAACCUAAGCUUGCGCUUCAGCUGUUCAAGCAGACGAUGCAGCGACAGGGUAUAUCUUCAACGUAA
Fusarium coffeatum is the source of this 1416-nucleotide messenger RNA. RefSeq lists its product as uncharacterized. Gene Ontology annotation, cellular component: fungal-type vacuole. Bases 1 to 1416 code for a protein of 471 amino acids. Gene Ontology annotation, biological process: proteolysis. Gene Ontology annotation, molecular function: serine-type carboxypeptidase activity. The transcript is spliced from 5 exons. The record is from RefSeq and is a predicted model, not a curated record. Lineage: Eukaryota; Fungi; Ascomycota; Sordariomycetes; Hypocreales; Nectriaceae.